AUGGCGGAGCACAUCCUGUGGCGUGCGUUUGCAUGGACAUUCAAGGGUCUGUUAUGUACCUGCAGGUUCUUCUGGGUGAGCCCAUACUACUCAAUCAAAUACAUGCCCAAUGAACCUCACAGAACAGGAAAGGAUCACAGCCAUCAAGUGAAACAAAAAACAGCCUCUGCGAGUCAGGAAAUACCAGGAAGUCAUUGUAGCAGUGCCAUGCAGAGGAGACUGUCCAAAGCUGAGAGGGAGAUUCAGGCCCUCAAGACCCAGAUCACCUUUGAGAGGGCAACAUGGGAGAGGAAGUUUGUGGAAACGCAGAGGAAUCAGCAGGACCUCCGUUAUCAGCUGAUCUCUGAGACUGUAGCCAGGCCUGGAAGUUUACUUCAGGUGGGCAGCUUCGAGGACCUUGGCGAGUCAGAGGUGAAGAACAGACAUCCUUACGAUGAAAAGGACCAGGACAGCUCAAGUAAAUCACAUGAUCAACACCAUCUAAAAAGAGCAAACCUUCCGUCCCCCAGUGGGGGCUCCUGGAGGAGCCACAUCGGUCCACACCGGGUCUUUGUGCCUCACUCCCCCCUAGACCUGCGGACGGGACACCGGGUUCGAGUCCUGCUGCCCUCGGGACGGAUCAGCACAGGCACGGUUCGUUACCUGGGCCACCUGGACGGGGAGCCAGACUUCCAAAUGGGAGUGGAGCUGGAAACACUUGAGCACGGGCAGCAAGAUGGCACACACAGGGGACAGUGCUACUUUGAAUGCAAGGCUGGCCACGGUGCCUUUGUGCCAUUCACCAAGCUGUUGAUGGCCUGGGAGUGAUGACAUCACAGUCUCUAUGGGGGAGGGUCACAUCUGGAUGAAUCAUUUGGACUCUUUGGCAUCAAUCACGAAUGGUCUCUGAAAGCAAACUUACACUACCGGUUAAACGUUUUUGGACACUUUUUAUUUAUUUGACUAUUUUCUACAUUGUAGAAUGAUAGUGAA
Messenger RNA from Salvelinus sp. IW2-2015, 972 nucleotides. NCBI's taxonomy places the organism in Eukaryota, Metazoa, Chordata, Actinopteri, Salmoniformes, Salmonidae. The record is from RefSeq and is a predicted model, not a curated record.